ACAUUCCAGCUGAGGAGGUAGAGGGCAGCCAGGUGCUACAGCAUCGCCCCGCCCUGUGCUGAGGGAGCCACUGUCUCUUGGGGAAAGGGACGCUCACUGAAUUCCUUGCUUCGUAGUGCUGAGGACCGGUGACCUCUGCAUCAGCUAACCAUGGAACAGCUUGGCUCUGGCCACCAGCCCCUUAGCUGAGGACUCCAUCAAGGGCCCACUGCCCAUUCCCCAUCAUGGAGGCUGAGAGGACCCUUCCAGCCAGGGGAGCUGCCCUUUGAAAACCGUGGUCGGGUCCUGCUGGUUCUCCCUGCCAGCCAUCUUCAAGAGAGGCUCCUGUUCCUGCUGGCCCACGGAUGGGGAGGUGGGCCCUGGACGUCGCCUUUGUGUGGAAGGCGGCACUGACCCUGGGCCUGGUCCUUCUGUACUACUGCUUCUCCAUAGGCAUCACGUUCUACAACAAAUGGCUGACAAAGAGCUUCCACUUUCCGCUCUUCAUGACCAUGCUGCACCUGGCCGUGAUCUUCCUCUUCUCCGCCCUGUCCAGGGCACUGGUUCAGUGCUCCAGCCACAAGGCCCGGGUGGUGCUCAGCUGGACCGACUACCUCAGAAGAGUGGCCCCCACAGCACUGGCAACAGCACUUGACGUGGGCCUGUCCAACUGGAGCUUCCUCUACAUCACCGUGUCACUGUACACGAUGACCAAAUCCUCUGCCGUGCUCUUUAUCCUGAUCUUCUCUCUGAUCUUCAAGCUGGAGGAGCUGCGUGCAGCCCUGGUCCUGGUGGUCCUGCUCAUUGCUGGGGGCCUCUUCAUGUUUACCUAUAAGUCCACGCAGUUCAACGUGGAGGGCUUUGCCUUGGUGCUGGGGGCUUCGUUCAUCGGUGGCAUCCGCUGGACCCUUACACAAAUACUCCUGCAGAAAGACGAACUCGGCCUCCAGAACCCCAUUGACACCAUGUUCCACCUGCAGCCACUCAUGUUUCUGGGACUCUUCCCUCUCUUUGCCAUUUUUGAAGGUCUCCACCUGUCCACCUCUGAGAAGAUCUUCCGCUUCCAGGACUCAGGGCUGCUCCUGUCGGUGCUUGGGAGCCUCCUCCUUGGUGGGAUUCUGGCCUUCGGCUUGGGCUUCUCCGAGUUCCUCUUGGUCUCCAGAACGUCAAGCCUCACGCUCUCCAUCGCUGGUGUCUUUAAGGAAGUCUGCACCCUGCUGUUAGCAGCUCACCUGCUGGGCGACCAGAUCAGCCUCCUGAACUGGCUGGGCUUCGCCCUCUGCCUCUCUGGCAUCUCCCUGCAUGUGGCCCUCAAGGCCCUACAUUCCAGAGGUGAUGGUGGCCCCAAGCCCCUGAAGGACCUGGGCUCUAGCGCUGACCUGGAGCUGCUGCUCCGGAGUAGCCAACAGGAGGAAGAUGAUGGUGAAGAGGAGUAUUUUGUGACCCAGGGGCAACAGUGACCAGCCUGGGAACAGCAGAAGCAGGCCACUCUGCGGUCAACACUGCUGGAAGAUCUUGGCCAGGCCCAGCGGCCCAGCCGGUUCCUCAGAGUGGCUGCAAGUGGUGGCCUCAGUGCUUCCUGCAAGGACUCUAAGGCUCUGGCUGUUCCCUAUGGAGUUUGGUCCCAAAAAGCGAAUGCCAGGCUCACCUAGGACCUAAGCUGUCAGUGAAGGGAGCCAGUGGCCUGUCUCCACUGUUGUUCUGUUCUGAGAGCCAGGGUGAACGUGAGAGGUGAGGUAGUCUCUCAGAUUCGGACUGUGGGGUAUCUGGAAAGGAGUCAUGGAGAGGCUGGGCCUCAUCACCUGGACAGCAGCUUCCUCAGAGAGUAGAUUUAUUUAUAGUUGAAAUCAUGAUUUCUGUCUCCACAGCCCAGUGUUGCCUAAGGCAUGAGAGCAGGGAGAGCCCUGGGGCCUGGCCUCUCCUCUGUUCCCUGCCUGGGGCCUGGCCUCUGCCCUGCCUUCUGUAGCUCAUGCUCCUGUUUGUGCCCCAGGCCCCAUCCUUGGGGCCACACCAUGGACCCACCACAGGAAAUAAAUGAGUGUUUGCUCAGUA
Mus pahari (shrew mouse) is the source of this 2031-nucleotide messenger RNA. RefSeq names its product solute carrier family 35 member C2 (gene Slc35h1). Bases 345 to 1439 code for a protein of 364 amino acids. Gene Ontology annotation, cellular component: endoplasmic reticulum-Golgi intermediate compartment; cis-Golgi network; Golgi apparatus. The transcript has 10 exons. Lineage: Eukaryota; Metazoa; Chordata; Mammalia; Rodentia; Muridae. The record is from RefSeq and is a predicted model, not a curated record. Gene Ontology annotation, biological process: UDP-glucose transmembrane transport. Gene Ontology annotation, molecular function: antiporter activity.